Molecule: messenger RNA, 1760 nt
Organism: Uranotaenia lowii
Lineage: Eukaryota; Metazoa; Arthropoda; Insecta; Diptera; Culicidae
Product: ankyrin repeat domain-containing protein 29
Exons: 4
Molecular function (GO): protein binding
Source: RefSeq, a predicted model, not a curated record
CUUCCGCAGACCGGCACGACGGCUCUAUUUUUUGCGGCCCAGGGAGGAUUUGUGGACGUUGCCAGGAUAUUGCUGAAAGCCGGUGCCCCGGUGGACUGUUCCUCGGUUGACGGCGGUACGCCACUGUUCGUCGCCUGUCAGGGUGGACACGAAACGAUGGUCAGCGAGUUGCUAAGCCACGGAGCGAACGUUCACGCUUGUAUGAAGGACCGGGCCACGCCCCUUUUCAUCGCAGCUCAGAAUGGCCACGGGGCGGUACUUAAACUGCUGCUAGCAGCCGGCGCCCAUCCCGAUAAUCCACGGAACGAUGGCGCAACUCCACUCUGGAUCGCCGCCCAGAUGGGCCACGAUCACAUCGUCAAGAUCCUGCUGAUGCACGGAGCCUAUGUUGAUUCGCUGCGAUGCGAUGGUGCAACAGCCCUUUUUAAAGCGGCUCACAAAGGACACAGCUCGGUCGUUCACGAGUUACUCAAAUAUCGUCCCAAUCUGGGGCUUAUCCAGAAUGGGGAAAGUGCGCUUCAUGCGGCCGCCUUGUUCAGUCAUCUUCCGGUGGUGAAGCAACUGGUGGCUGCCGGAGCUGAAAUAUCCUUGAAGAAUCAGGAAAACCUGUCGGCACUUCAAAUAGCCCGGCAGCAGAAGAAUCAUGGAGUCUAUCAAUAUCUGAAGGAACGUGAACAUCACAUUCGACACCAAAGCGCCGCCCUCGGAACAGGAGGAGUGGGUGUGGCCAAUCGAACGACCAGCACUGUCCAGGCUGCUCCAUCCGCGUCUGUUGGCCCCUUCGCCAUCACAACUUCGAGCUAGCUGCGGGGGGAAGGCGGAGAGAAAAAGAGCCAUCCGUCCAACUAAGUCAAGUCGUCAAGUUGAGACAUUUCUAUUGUUAUAGCCGAAGCUCUUCUAAGUUGUUAUCGCCUCAAAAGUUGAUGUUUCCCAAGAAAUUAUGUCGUUAAAGUUUUGUGUUUUAUAGAGCGAAAUUUCCCAGAAAAAAAAACAGCCACGCUCUAGCUUCGAUAAUUUAUGCAAUAUGCAUCAAAUCUUUGUCUCUCAAGCUAACUAACCCACUAAACAAAACUAUCCAAGCUUCCCAAAAAACCGAAAAAUUAGACUAACAAAUUCGCUGCGAUCCGAACCACUAGAGGUGUAUGAAGCUAUAAACAAACGAAACAAGCAUUUCGGGGGCUCACGAAUUCCAGAGCAGCAUCGUCUGUCCGUGAUCCUCAUCCCGGCUCAUGGCUCCCGAAACACCGGCUUUUGGACCACAACUCUUAGCUGGAUGAUGAUCAUGAUGACGAUUACCCCAACCUACAGAUGGCUGCUUGCUCCCUGUGGCACAUUCUGGUUGGUUAACUUUUUUACGACUACCUACUACUGGUAGCAUCUCAGGAAAGGCGAAAUUGGAACGAAUCAAGCGGCUGAAAAAAAAACAAAUCUACGAACGAACUGAGAUGAAUUAAAAUUUCUACAGUCUGAUAUAUCGCGUGUCUUGGCACAGUGGCUCAAAAUGACAGACUGAUUCAAAAAACAUAAAUAAAAUAUGAUUCAAUAAUUCACAAAAACAGAUGAAUGAUUUAUCUCUCAAUAUAAAAACCGUGAAAAAAAAACAACGUUUUGAAGAACCAGUAAGAUCAAACAGUUGUCAACCAGAAAGUUAACAGACAAAAAAGUUGAAAAUUCAAUAGAAUUGGCUUUCAAAUUUUCGAGGUUGACGAAAAGUAUCAGAGAAACCAAAUUCGCCACAGUGAACACAAGCUUUUAAAUGU